This is a messenger RNA of Metschnikowia bicuspidata var. bicuspidata NRRL YB-4993, 678 nucleotides long. RefSeq lists its product as uncharacterized. NCBI's taxonomy places the organism in Eukaryota, Fungi, Ascomycota, Pichiomycetes, Serinales, Metschnikowiaceae. The record is from RefSeq and is a predicted model, not a curated record. The transcript has a single exon. The coding region runs from base 1 to 678 and encodes 225 amino acids.
AUGAAUGCAUUGCAAACAUUAUAUCCGUAUGUGGCAAAGGCAGACGCCGAGUUUGUGAGAUUGUUAUCUCAACACUCUUUCACAAAGACUCUCAUACAGAAUUGCAUUUCAAAAUCGAUUACAGAGUGCUUAUUUCUCAUGUUCGUUGUUCUUUUCUGGUACGAAGUUCUUUACUGGUCGGGAAUAUAUAUUGGCUUGUGGGAAUAUCAUGCCAAAGACAUUUUCAAAGAAGUUCCUGUUCAUUGUGCUCAUGUCUACGUGCGGUUAAACGUCGUGAAGAAAAGUGAUAUGGAGAAAGUCCGAGUGUACUACCAGCUCAAGAGAGAGUCCCCCUUCAAUAUUCUCAACUGGAAAACGCUCAACGAAAAAGGAAAUGAAAUUUUUGAACUUAAUAAAUUUGUGAAGUAUCACUUUGAGUUUAGUCCCGAAGACUUCGAAAACAACCCAGACCCAGAGCUUGGAUCCACAAUCGAGCACCUUCGUGAAAAAGUACUUGAUACAUUUCUUCGCUCGUCGAUACACGAAAAGUUCUACCUGGAAAGAAAAGAUGUCAAUCCCAAUGAUGUUUUGGUUUUCAACAACAAGACGCAAGAGGUCGAACCCGACAGCAACAGAGCUUAUUUGAGUAAAGUUCAUAUUGAGACAGGGAACAUCAUCGACAGUAUUAUUCUUAUCUAA